AGUACGAAAUUGUAGCACUUCACGUGAAAUACGUUUCCGCCUUCGCGCCUAGUUUACGACUAGUACCAUGCGCCUCCCGCUUCUCCCACGGUCCCCUCCCCUCGCCGCCGCCGCCGCAGCUGCCAUGCCUCCUCGCCGCCGCCGCGUCUUCAGACCACCGCCGCUCCCGCCUUCCCCUCCCCACCUCUCCUCGACGCCACCGCCGACCCCGCCUGUAGAGGCCCCCAAACCCGGAACACCCGACCACCACGACCCUCCUCCCGCCCGCCGCCGCCUCCCCCUCGCCGCCGCCGACGAGGAGGCUCAGGAAGAGUGGCACGCGCUCCCGCUCUCCGCCACCGACCUCUCCCUCCCGCUCACCCUCCCCACCGGCCAGACCUUCCUCUGGCGCCGCACCUCCCUCUCCCCCCUCCGCUUCACCGGCGCCGUGGGGCCCCACCUCCUCUCCCUCUCCCACCUCCCCGACGGCAGCCUCGCCUUCCUCCUCCACAACGAUGGCGACCACCCAGCCUCCUCCUCGGUCCCCGCGGCCCGCGCCGCGCUGUGCGACUACCUCAACGCGGCCGUCCCACUCGCCGACCUCUGGCGCCAGUUCGCCGCCGCCGACGAGCGCUUCGCCGAGGUCGCCGCGCGGCUCGGGGGCGGCGGCGCGCGGGUGCUCAGGCAGGAUCCCGUCGAGUGCGUCUUCCAGUUCCUCUGCUCCUCCAACAAUAACAUCAAGCGAAUCGAGAAAAUGGUGUGGGCGCUCGCCGGCUACGGGGAGCGGCUCGGAGAGGUCGGCGGGUUCGUGUUCCACCGAUUCCCCAAGAUCGAGCGGCUCGCACGCGUGUCGGAGCAGGAGCUUCGGGAGGCCGGGUUUGGGUACAGGGCAAAGUACAUUGUUGGCACUGCUAAAGAAUUGCAGGCCAAGCUUGGUGGAGGUGAAAAAUGGCUUGCCUCACUGCGUGAGAGGGAACUUCCGGAGGUGAUUGAGGCUCUUUGCACUCUGCCAGGUGUUGGUCCAAAGGUUGCUGCCUGCAUUGCUCUAUUCUCCCUGGAUCAGAAUCACGCUAUUCCUGUCGAUACACAUGUCUGGAAGGUUGCUACACAAUAUCUAUUGCCAGAGCUAGCUGGCAAGAGCCUGACCCCGAAACUUAGUGUUGUUGUCGCUGAUGCAUUUGUUACUAGAUUUGGAAGCUACGCUGGUUGGGCACAGAAUGUUCUCUUCAUUGGCCAGUUACCUUCUCAAAAACUUGUGGUGGCCGAAGUUACCAGUGACAAUUGCCCCACAAAACCUACCAAAAGGAAGCGUGGGGAAGACCAUGUUGAAAACAUGUAACCAUGAGAAAGCACGGAUACCAGCCAUAGCAAGUUAUUAUAGGGAUGUCAAAGGAUUAGAUCAUGAAAAACGAUCUUCUUCCGUAGGCUGAAGAGGGAGGCAUUGAAAUGUGUGGAACAGCUGCUUCAUUUGCAUGUGUCGAAGUCCUGCUGAAAUGAGUUGCCAAGAAAUGGAAAUUCAGCUGUGUAACACGACUCCCAGAUUUGAUGGCAACUGUCGGUCCUCUGGAUGUAGGAGUCCAUGAGAAGGUAUCUAGAAUCUUGAUUACAAUAGCAUUUUACCCGUGAGUUUUUGACAUAGGAAUGCCUGGUCCUGAUCUCAUUACAUUCUGAAUCCUAUUUUUGUGCGGGCACUGUGUUGUUUUGUCAGCCUGCUCAUGCAUCUUCCACAAUGUCAAAAUGGAAGGGUACAUGUAGCUGUAUUGUUAGCCAAACAGCACAUGAGAAAUUCAUUUCGAUCAGCAUUUUUUUCCGCAAAUUAUGCGAACUUAAUUCUUGGUGGCAAAUGGAAACUUGAUGAUAUGGAUCUUUGCACCCACCUGUUCUCCUGGGGCAAUGCUGAUGUACAAAGCCUGAAGCUCGUAUGGCAAUCUUGGGGUUUGGAGGAACAUCGCCUGACGAGCGAUGACCAUAUUUGUAGUAGCACACGUGGCUGGUUUCUUGUGCUCUUAAUUCUUAUACACAUGUAGGACACAUUAAAAAAUGUAUGUACGUAUUUUAAACUUAUGAUAUAUAUAUAUAUAUA
This is a messenger RNA of Phragmites australis (common reed), 2062 nucleotides long. RefSeq names its product N-glycosylase/DNA lyase OGG1. The coding region runs from base 68 to 1318 and encodes 416 amino acids. Gene Ontology annotation, biological process: nucleotide-excision repair; base-excision repair, AP site formation; base-excision repair. The record is from RefSeq and is a predicted model, not a curated record. Gene Ontology annotation, molecular function: 8-oxo-7,8-dihydroguanine DNA N-glycosylase activity; damaged DNA binding. Lineage: Eukaryota; Viridiplantae; Streptophyta; Magnoliopsida; Poales; Poaceae. Gene Ontology annotation, cellular component: nucleus. The transcript has 4 exons.